AUGGCCGUUUGCUUGUGGCUUUAUAUCUUGGAUGUCGACGUGGCUCAUUUAGGGCUGCUGUGGAUGAUUGUAGGUCGUUUCGGCUUUUAGUAACUACGUUUGUCUCUAUCACACCACGAGGUUUCAUUGUAUGCUACAGUUGUACAUAUGCUACGAAAUCGGUCAUCUUCUUCACUGACCACCCAAACAAAAGGAAGUCGCUUAACUGAUGCGCAUGCAGUGGAGCAAGCAUAGAUGACGCCCGCACCUAUGCUUUUUUGGGAAAAGAUUACUUCUGCUUGAGGUGCAAUUAAAAGAAUACGAUUUCAUCUUCCUUUAUAUAAUGAAUUGAGGAAUGUUUACAAGAGUUUAGUUUAAACAUGUUUUGAUUACUGUUAUGUUCUUCGAAACAAUUGCGGCAUCGACUUUCAACUACAAAGCGACAUGAAAACUCCAAAAUCGCCCAGCAUGCCUGUAAUUUAAUUUUUAUUUUUACUUGUAGUCCUUUUAUCGCUAGGCAUUUUAACUCUGAGCAAAUUGGCGUUGUUACAACCGAGCUAACAAAAUUUUCCUGCUGUUCUUGUUUUAAAUGUAACAGAGUGUGAUCGCUAAACAAAUGACCUACAAGGUUUAUAUGUCAGGCACGGUCAAUGGACACUACUUUGAGGUUCAAGGCGAUGGAAAAGGAAAACCUUACGAGUAAGUUUCUGUUUGAUAGAUGUUGUAUAUUUUUCAUACUUGUUCAAUAUAAUGUUGGUUUCCGUUCAAUGCAUGAAGCGUUUUCGCAGCUUACCCUUGAUUACUUUUAAAAUCCCAUGACACUUUCGAAGAUGUUUUUGGGAAGGGAUGGGGAACACGAGGUAGAAUUACCACAGAACAAGUGAGCAGCGACGUGUUUUCCAGCGUUAUCUUUCAUGGAAACUGGUUUAAAUUUUCAAUAUGUGAAUCAAAUUGAACGCUACCGUGCAAAUUUAACCUCUCCAUUAACGUAAUAAAAUAAAUAACGAUCAAUUGGUAUCACAUCCACAGAGUGGUUUCUUGAUACUUGACAAACAAAACCAGAGACCUAAGAGAAAAUGCUGUCAGAGUGAGAAUUAUACACCCUUUAACAAGACCCAUGGUGCAAUGUUUAACCUUUUUUUAAUAAAUAAGGCACCAUAAUGUAAAAAUGUGCCUAAUUUGAAUGCCAACUCUUCUCUUUAAGGGGCGAGCAGACUGUAAAGCUCACUGUCACCAAGGGCGGACCUUUGCCGUUUGCUUGGGAUAUUUUGUCACCACAGUCUCAGUACGGAAGCAUACCAUUCACCAAGUACCCUGAAGACAUCCCUGACUAUGUAAAGCAGUCAUUCCCUGAGGGAUAUACAUGGGAGAGGAUCAUGAAGUUUGAAGACGGUGCGGUGUGUACUGUCAGCAAUGAUUCCAGGUACAUCGCGGAAAACUAGGUUAAUUUAAGUUUAGUCGCUAAAGUAAAAUGUCAGAACAGAUAAGGUUUUCCUCCCUUUAGAAGAGGCUGCAAUUUAAGCUAAUAAAUGUCAGCAGAUCAGUCUCACUUUCUCUUCGUUAGAAAUGGCGAAUCACCCGAUAUUGCGAACCCGCUGUUAAGAGUAUCAUUAUGAAAAAAUGAAUAUCCACAACCAUUCCAUUGCACUUUGUAAAACCAUUUUCUCAUCUCUUUUCCAAAAGCAUCCAAGGCAACUGUUUCAUCUACAAUGUCAAGUUCUCUGGUUUGAACUUUCCUGCCAAUGGACCUGUUAUGCAGAAGAAGACACAGGGCUGGGAACCCAACACUGAGCGUCUUUAUGCACGAGAUGGAAUGCUGAUAGGAAACAACUUUAUGGCUCUGAAGUUGGAAGGAGGUGGUCAUUAUACCUGUGAAUUCAAAUCUACUUACAAGUAAGAUGUCACAAUUGCCAUUUAACCAAUUAAGGAGCUCCAAAUGUAGGAUCUAGCUUAUGUUAAAGCCACGAUUCGGGAUUUUAUAAGCAAAAAGGGAAGCGAUUUACUGUAAUGAUUAUAAACGGGAUCUGGGUUUGAGGGAUUUUAGAAAGGGAGAUUAAAAAAAACACUAUAUAUUGUUGAAAAGAAUUGGUAUUAGAUAGGAAAUAGUGAAAAAAAUUUAAAGUUUGGCUUCAGACACACGUUGGCCAAAAUUUGUCGACACUGUCAUGAUCAUGAUUCAGGUUCACUCGCGCAAUGCUAUUCACUCCCUUUUCCGUCGAAUGGACUUGGUCGAGAUCAUGUUCCGGAUCGAGGACAUUGUCAAACCUUUGUUAUUCUUACGAAAUAUUACAUAUUUGACCCAUAUAUGUUUGUAAGAAAAAAAGAAUAACUGUACACAAAAAAAGGAAAACAAUCGUUCGUAAGAAACUGAUUUGGAGGUGGUGAUUUGCGGUGAUAGUUUUCUCGCUGUUACAAAUUAACGUAUACCGCGAAGAGCGGAGGUGUGAGUGAGAAAGUAAGUAUCUUUAUUUAAAAUAGAUAACGUCGAGAAUGCUUGUCUUGCCUCCCGAAAACGCUCGACCCAAAAAAGAGACAAGAAGAGGAUUUUGAUCAAAGCUGAAGGUUGUCGUCAAAGAUUGUGGUCAAAGCUAUUUGGCAAAGAAUUAAAUUGAUAGCUUGGGUUAUUUUCGAUCUUACCGAUAUUAACGGUGUUUUUGUUCAUUUUUUAGGGCGAAGAAGCCUGUGAUGAUGCCUGGGUAUCACUAUGUUGACCGCAAAUUGGAUGUAACCAAUCACAACAAGGAUUACACUUCCGUUGAGCAGUGUGAAAUUUCCAUUGCACGCAAACCUGUGGUCGCCUAA
Porites lobata is the source of this 2781-nucleotide messenger RNA. Lineage: Eukaryota; Metazoa; Cnidaria; Anthozoa; Scleractinia; Poritidae. The record is from the annotation of a GenBank genome assembly.